Messenger RNA from Rhagoletis zephyria (snowberry fruit fly), 3417 nucleotides. RefSeq names its product poly(rC)-binding protein 3-like. The record is from RefSeq and is a predicted model, not a curated record. Gene Ontology annotation, molecular function: RNA binding. Lineage: Eukaryota; Metazoa; Arthropoda; Insecta; Diptera; Tephritidae.
CUCUUCUGCCAUUUCUUUGUUGCAGGCUAUUAUUUGUGAAGAAUUUCCUCGACGUCAGCAGCGUAUUCAACCGCAAAACUCAAUAUAUACUCGGUUGCAGAAGCAAUACAACACAGUAUUUUGCACAAAAUUUUGUUAGUUUUUUCCUGCGCGGAUGCAAGCAGCAGCAUACAGAAAUAUUAGCAGCCCGCAAGUGAACUCAGCGUGUCGAGGUCAAUAAAAGCGACGGCUACAGCAAGUUGAAGUACAAUAAACAAAUAAGAAAAAAAGUAAAUUACUGCGCUUAAUGAUUAACCACUGCUGAUAACACCAGUCGAAAGCCAACGCAGCGCAAACGUUUGGUUUUUCAACUUUUUUCUCGCUGCUUUUUUUGCCCAUUUUUAAUGCGCUCGGACAGGCAAGCAAUCGACUAACCAAUCGAGCAUUAAAAAAUAAAAAUAAAAUUGUAAAAAAAAAACAAUAGCGUAGUAAAAUAUCGAUGAAGUGCGGUAAACAAAGUGAUUAAUGUGCAUUUUUUUUAACAAUAAAUAAAUAAAAAUAUUCGCGUUAUUCAAAGUUGAAGCAAAUGCAAAAACGCUGUUAAUUUGUAAAAUUUCUUAAGUAAACAGCCAACUCAGCAGAACUUAAAUGCAAGCAGGCACACACGCACACACAAGCACACGCGCAUACAGUUACAUGCAAUGCAAAUGAGCUUAAGUAAACGAUAAAAGACACCACCAACUAAUUAAUUCAUUAACUAAUUAACUUAUUUUUUAUUUUAAUGUUGUUCUAAUCAGCCAGCGAUACAAACACUUCCACACGUAGCGGAAUAUAAAGCAAGUCAAGAAGAAAAAAAAAAAAUUAAAUUAAAUUAAAAAAAAUUCUAGGUAUUUACAUUAAACAGCAGCAGACAGAUCAUUGAAGAAGAGAAAGAAAAUAAAUUAAAGAAAAAAAUAAAAUAACCAGCAUCAUUGAAGAGUUCAUUAAAAUACAAGAAAUCAAGUAAAAGCGGUAGCCAAAGCAGAUAUCAAGCAAUUGUCGACUCGACAAAAAAAAACAAUAAACGGAAAUCUCAACCACACGCGCUACUCGCAAAUCAAAUCGUUGGUCGCUAUCAUACACCGUGUACCGUACCCCUUCCACAGCUACUACAUUUAGUACACCAGUGUAAGUGUUCUAUGUAAGUGUGAGUGUUGUCGAAGUGAAAUUUAUAGCGUAUUGAGAAAAAUAAUACAUAUAUAAAAUAGAAAAAAAAGGUGAAAAAUAAGCUAGCAACAUUACAACCGCAAGCACGCUGCAGCAGCAACAAGGAAACCAAUAACCACUAAAAUAACAACAGCAGCAGCAGCAAAAAUAGCUUCAAUUACGACGGCAACAACACCAACACCAGCAGCAGCAGCAGCAACAGCCGCAGCAAAUAUGGAAGACAAUAACACAAGUACGCCAAUGAAGACCGACGAAUCAGUCACAUUAACAAUCAGGCUGAUAAUGCAAGGCAAGGAAGUUGGCAGCAUUAUUGGCAAAAAAGGAGAGAUUGUGAACAGAUUUCGUGAGGAGUCUGGCGCAAAAAUCAACAUCUCGGACGGUUCAUGCCCGGAGCGCAUUGUCACUGUAUCUGGUACGACCAGCGCGAUCUUCUCGGCUUUCACGCUCAUCACAAAGAAGUUUGAAGAGUGGUGCUCACAGUUCAGUGAUGUUGGCAAGGUUGGCAAAACUCAAAUACCGAUACGUUUAAUUGUGCCCGCCAGUCAAUGUGGAUCGUUAAUUGGCAAAAGUGGCUCAAAAAUCAAGGAAAUACGUCAAUCCACUGGCUGUUCGAUUCAGGUUGCCAGUGAAAUGUUGCCAAAUUCAACAGAACGAGCCGUUACUUUGAGCGGCACUGCCGAGCAAAUAACCCAAUGUAUCUAUCAGAUUUGUCUCGUUAUGCUGGAGUCACCACCAAGGGGAGCCACCAUACCGUAUCGGCCAAAACCGCAAGUAUCUGGACCAGUCAUUUUGGCAAACGGACAAGCCUAUACCAUACAAGGCAACUAUGCUGUACCCGCACAAGAGACAUGCCCAGUUUUUCCACUGGCCUUGGCCACCGGUGGCCUACACGCUGGUAUCUCAGGUUUGACGGAUCCUCUCUUGAAAGGGGCACAUUUGCAGGGAGCGGUGCCGGCAGCCCACCAUCAUCUACAGCAUAUACCCGAUGUGGCAAAGAAUCCAUUGGCUAGCUUGGCAGCGUUGGGUUUGGCUGGCAUAACACCAACCAAUACAGGUGGACUCAAUCCCACAGCAGCUUUGGCCGCACUCGCUGGCUCGCAGCUGCGUACAGCCAAUGCAAGUCGCACGCAGCAGCAGCAGCAUGAAAUGACCGUGUCCAAUGACUUGAUUGGCUGCAUUAUCGGCAAGGGUGGCACAAAGAUUGCCGAAAUACGUCAAAUUUCCGGUGCAAUGAUACGCAUUUCGAAUUGCGAAGAGCGCGAAGGUGGCAAUACCGAUCGUACAAUCACCAUUAGCGGCAAUCCGGAUUCGGUGGCAUUGGCUCAAUACUUAAUCAACAUGAGCGUUGAACUGCAGAAGGCUAAUCUACAGGAGGCGAAUAAUGUCGCUAAUGGCCAGAACAACAGUGGCAACAACAGCAACACUAACGCCGCAAAUGGUGGCAGCAAUGGCAAUGCCAACGGUAACACCAAUAAUAGCAAUCACUUAAGCGGCACGUCCAAUUUGGGCAGUGGCGGCAGCAAUAACAGCUUGAAUCAGAGCAACAGCAGCAAUCAUAGUAGCAGCAAUAGUUUAAACAAUUUAAACACAAACACAAGCAAUUCGAACAGCAACACCAACAACACACACUCAACAACAGCCAUGACAAUCGCAAACAACAGCGGCAACGGUAGCGGUAGCGGCGGCAGCAACAGCACUGGUAGCAAUAGCGGCAGCAACAUAACCUUAAACACCACAUCCAACAAUCCAACCAAUCCAUUUUCCAGUUCACUACCAUUUACAAAUCCACCAAAUCCCUUUGCAACUUCCACAGCAGUAAGUUCGUUAGCCACCGCUAUACCGUUAGCGCAAUUGUUGUCCAAGCCGGGCGCUUUGAAUGCACUCUCGAGUCUGACCGCACUCGGUGGUCUAACCGAUCUAUUGGGCGGACUGGCCACACUCAAUGGUCCACCCAUACAGACAACUGGUGUGCACCGCACUAAAAGUUUUGUAUCGACACGUUUUCGUAGCCACAAUCAUACCGAUGGCAAUACAGAUAGCGAUAAGACGCGUAACAAGUUCAAUCCUUAUUAGAGUAGUGAAUGAGUUUAGAAAGAAGAGUGCAGUGGAAGUGAUAGUGUGAACGCUUUGGAAAGUUUGCGUGAUGAAAGCUUUUGAUGUAGAAAAGUCGAAAGCCUUUGAAAUGGUAGUGUGAAAGCUUUGGCAGUAAAAGGAUGAAAGCUUGAAGAAUGG